Messenger RNA from Siniperca chuatsi (mandarin fish), 2512 nucleotides. It is a transcript of the gene fuz, whose product is annotated as fuzzy planar cell polarity protein. NCBI's taxonomy places the organism in Eukaryota, Metazoa, Chordata, Actinopteri, Centrarchiformes, Sinipercidae. The transcript is spliced from 2 exons. Gene Ontology annotation, biological process: non-motile cilium assembly; vesicle-mediated transport. The record is from RefSeq and is a predicted model, not a curated record. Bases 246 to 1553 code for a protein of 435 amino acids.
CUCAGGUCGGUGUUCUUGUCCCGCUCCUUCAGCGGUUACAACAAAGCUCGUAAGUCACAACUGUAGCUCGACCAGCCGAAUGAAACCGCCCUCACUAAUUUGAAGAAUGAAUCAUGGGGCAGCGUUACUGUGGAAACGACGUCAGCCCAAUGAAGACGUCAGUUGACUGGUUCAAUAAUCCGCUGCACCUGAAAAACGAGUUUGGUGACUGUGCAUGUAACACUGAACACAGCUAGCUUAACCCCAUGAUGAUGCUCCAGGAUGGGUCAACACAGCUCCUCUGCCUCACAGCCAGCAGCGGGGUUCCUCUUUUUACAAGAGGAGCCUCCAAACAGCUGCCCUUCUCUGUCAUCGGCUCCCUGAAUGGUGUUCACAUGUUCGGAGGUGGUCAGGGAGUAGUGUUGUCCUGCUGUGAGACUGAAGGCGGGGGUAAGGUGGUGUGGAGAGUUUUCCAGGACAGUGUCAUGCUCAUAGCUGUGAGUGGAGGUGGACAAGGUGGUGCAUGCAGCAGCAAAGAGGAGGAGGUCCGUUUACAACGCCUCCUGGAGAAUGUGUGGAACUGCAUGGUGCUGGUGUUGGGGCAGGAUGAGCUGGCCAGUAUCAGGAAUGUUGAGAGGCUGAAGAGGGACUUGCGGUCCUGCUUCAGCCUCAUUGAUCAGCUGUUGGAGGAGAGGCAAGAGGGCAUUCUGGGUAACCUGACACACUGUGCUGAUUCACUGCUGCCCCCAAAUCCCACUCUUCUUCAAGGGGCCAUAGAUGGCUUCGCUCAGGCUGCAGACAGUGAGUUUGGCUGCCUCAUCGUUCAUGGGCGGAUAGCUGCAGCCACUGAGAAGUGGUGGCGCCUAGCACCGCAGGAAGUUGUGCUGCUCUCUGCUUUAAUGCGGUCCCUCUCGGCAUCUGGAUCAGCCUCUUGUGAUUACCCAAUUUUCCUUCCUCAGGGCAGCCCUACCGUGGCCCACCGCCUGCUCCGCUUCCAGCUGCUUCCUGGGGCAGAUGUGUGCGUGCUGUGCGGCCCUACUCCUUCCCUGCACAGAGCCGAGAGUGGGCUGGUGGGUCGUUUCUGGACACCCCUGGUGGAGACCCUGAGAGGUUGCCUGGCUGUUGGAGAGCGCUGCUUACCAGGAUCUGUAUCCCUACGCCCAGAUGUGCUGGCACUUCUUCUCAUCAACCGUGAAACACGUCGCUCAGUCUCCUGUGUGCGGACUUCCACUAAUCAUCCGCCUGGUGGCCCUCGAUUACCCUCUAAGGCCCGCUGCUGGGAGCUACUGAAGCUCUUCUACAUCUUCAGCACGACACGCUACUUCACCCAGGAGGAGACUUUGUGUGCCUCCCCAGAGGAGAGGGCUCCAAGAGGCAACACUGAAGACUUUGUCCUUGGAUUCUCCCACCAGCCGCUACAUAGCUAUCUAGUUACAGAAGAGUGCAAAAGCUAUGGACUUCAGACACCACAGCACCAGCUCUUCCUGCUUGUCCCACUGUCAGUGCCCACCUUUGCACUGCGUACGGUGGCCACACAGACUCUCUCUGAUAUAGUUGCAGUCACUGGGUUUUAAUAGAACAAUUUACUUUGUUCUUUAUUGAUGACUGCAACCAGAUACAAUUACAUGUUAGUUUCCAUCUGUCCACCUUUUGUAAAGACAACGAUAGCAGACCACUGGGACAAUAUGUACAGUAGAAAAGGAUAUCACUGUUAACUACUGCUCAAGAAUAUAAAACUGACAAAACAAGUGAAAACAUCAUACCAAAGUGAAAUGCUUUGAGCUCUGUUUUGCAUUCAAGAUUCACAAUUGUGUCUAACUUCAUUGGCUUCAAGGCUGUCCCUUUCACAGUAAUGAAAGCUGAUUUAACGUACUGAAUACUAACAUUAUCACUAGGAUUGCACUGUAUUUCAAAAUGCAUUAGAGAAUCAUGUAAACUGUUACACUGGGAUAAAUAAGUGCCUGCUGUUGUUUUGACUUGUUGAAUAAUUUGGCAAAAAAAAGAGAUUAAAUUAUUUGUUCGCACUAGUUUUAAUCCUAAAUAUAGUUGCUUUCUGCAGGUCUUUGUAUCAUUGAGUGGUUUAUUCACAUUUUUCCUUCCGCUAACGUCAUAAUGAUAAUGUUUGCGCUAUUUUGGUUUAACGUUUUAUUGCAAAACUUAACAACUGUUCAACUGCAAAUAAGACCUAUAAACCACUUGCCAAAAGAGCAAGUAGUAGUAUUUUAAUUUAAACUGCUCACCAGUGAAAGCUAGUAACAUUUUUUGUUUUUUUUCUUGACAACUAUGAGGCACAGAAAGUGGACACUAUUGGGUUUAAUAAGUGUAUUCAACUUUAAGAAAGGAAAAAAAAGCCUAAAAUCGUCUGUCGGGAAUUAUGUUCUAUAACUCAUACUUGUGCAAAAAACAAUCUUUUCUUUCUGUGAAUUAGAAAAACUGUCUGUGUUCCACACGACAUAAUGCUAUAAUAAUAGUGGCAGUGACUAUCGACAAAACACACACACCAUUAUUGAAUGAAUACUUUGUGUCAUGGUAA